Exaiptasia diaphana is the source of this 2095-nucleotide messenger RNA. Its product is annotated as glutathione synthetase. Gene Ontology annotation, biological process: glutathione biosynthetic process. The record is from RefSeq and is a predicted model, not a curated record. Gene Ontology annotation, cellular component: cytosol. Gene Ontology annotation, molecular function: glutathione synthase activity; ATP binding; glutathione binding. Lineage: Eukaryota; Metazoa; Cnidaria; Anthozoa; Actiniaria; Aiptasiidae.
ACCCCUACCCCGUGAGUACAAAUGUCAACAACAUGGCUGUCAAGUGACAAGUCCAAGUCAAGUCAUUAUCUAUUUAAAGUAUGUUUUUAGACAWCAUCUAAGCUCUAACCAAGCCCAGUCGCAUUGCAUUUCUUACUACUAACAACGUUUUACCUUAAGAACUCAAAAUGGACUUGAGUUUACAUUUUGAAAUUGAAAAAUUAAGCGAGAAAGAAGUCAAAGAAUUGGCGAAGAAAGCUGCCGAGUAUGCCUACGCUAAAGGCAUUAUUAUGAAGUCGAGAAAACUCCCAGACUUAGUUGAACAUGCUCCUUUUGUGCUCUAUCCUACGCCUUUUCCUAGAAGACUGUUCGAUCAAGCAAAGGAAGUUCAAAGGGAUUUUAAUGUACUUGUUCAUAAAGUGUCCUUGGACCAUGACUUUCUGAAAGAGUCGCUGCAAGGGACUGUUACUGUUGAUAAGUUUACUGGAAGAAUUUAUGAUAUCUAUGAGCAAACAAGGAAGGAAGGAAUUGCACAGCCAAUUUCACUUGGAUUGCUAAGAUCAGACUACAUGUUGGACUGUGAAAACCCCAAUGACCUCAACAAGAAAAGUAGUUUUGAAAAUAUGAAAAUAAAACAAGUAGAAAUUAACACUAUUGCAUCAUCAUUUGGUUGCCUUGGUAGCAAGUUACCAGACCUUGGAAGCUAUGUUCUUGGAUUGCAUGGGCUGAAUUGUCCUGUAGGAUCUCCUCAGAUACCUCAGAAUACAGCAUUGGAAGGCCUUGGGGAAGGUUUAGCUCAGGCUUGGGAAUUCUAUGGAUCACAAAGUGCUGUGGUUCUUAUGGUUAAAUCUGAAGAUGAAUCUAAUACAUUUGACCAGAAAAAUCUUGAAUAUUAUCUCCAUCACAGAAAUCCUUCAAUAAAGAUGAUUUUUCAUUCACUCACUGURUUGUCAAAGAUUGCCAGCCUGGACAACAAAACAUUGAUGGUUGGUGGAGAAGARGUUGCAGUUGCAUAUUUUAGAUCAGGAUAUACUCCAAGCUGCUAUCCUUCUGAGGAUAUUCAUAACAGAYGAAGGUGCACUGAAACGUAUUAGGAGUACAUUCACAGGGCUAUACACAUUAGAUGAGGGACCAGAAGGUGAACAGACAGUAAAAAUGGCUUUACAAGAUCCUGAAAAGUUUGUCCUCAAGCCUCAAAGGGAAGGUGGUGGUAACAACAUUUUUGGAGAUGACAUCAAGACAACACUAAACCAAAUGAAAACUCCUGUUGACCGAUCUCARUUUAUUCUGAUGGACAGAAUAAGAUCACCUCUUGUAAAGAACUACAUUAUAAGACCAGAGCUUGACAAGCCUUUGUUGGCAGAUGUGCUUAGUGAAUUUGGAACUUUUGGAAUCCUUAUCAGUCUUGGCAAGCGCAUUCUUGUUAGCAAAGAAGUGGGACAUCUGAUGAGGACCAAGAGUGUAGAGCACCAAGAUGGUGGAGUUGCAUCAGGAAGAGCCAACUUAGACAGUCCUUACUUAGUCUAAUCUACAAGUCUGAUUUCACAUGUCUAAUUCUACAUUUUUAUAGCUUWAUCACUAGAUCAAUCCUUGUCAAGGUACCAUGAAUAAACACACUGACAUAAAGGGAGAUUUUUCUGGAGAACAAGACAAAAGCCUUUCAUUYGUUUGAAGAAAUUCAUGGUUUUGUCCCCGAAAUUGAGAUAUAUUUCCAUGAGCAGCAAGUUGUCUGUACAGUAUUUAUGGUAUUUUUCUGUGUUUAUAAAAAAAAUGGUUUUAGAUUUUUGUGUACAAAAUUGACUUAAACAAAAAUUUCAAUCAAAAAUUAUGUAAUAUACAUUACUGCAUGCAGGCUAUAUAAUUCACUGUAUAAUUCACUUGAAGACUGUCAUUUUGAUCUGAAAUCAUUGAAUUGAAUAUGUGUGGCUUACAUGAGUUAACAUGGAUUUUUAUUUUAUUUUUUCUUGUAAUGCGAAGGGAUGUGGUGAAGAAGAGGAAAGAASUAUAAUUCAGUGUAGUGAAUCAAGCAAAAARAAAACAUUAUAAUUAUUUAGAUUUAUCAAACAUUGUAUUCAAAAGUAUUGAAAAAUAAACACUGGGUAGUUUUUCUAAGAAA